UUUUAUAGGCACUGUAUUACAUUACUGUGUGGAUAAAUCUUGAAACACUGUGAACACUGAAUACACUGAAAUACUGUAUUUCUUUUUAUCUGCAGAAUAAGACAUCUCCAUCUGAGGUGGUGCAGUGGUCCAACCAUCGUGUGAUGGAAUGGUUGAGGUCAGUGGAUCUGGCUGAAUAUGCUCCAAACCUGAGAGGCAGCGGUGUUCAUGGAGGCUUAAUCAUCCUGGAGCCUCGCUUUCAUUCUGAGACCUUGGCCAUGCUGCUCAACAUCCCUCCACAGAAGACCCUCCUAAGACGCCACCUCACCACUAACUUUAACACACUGGUGGGGCCUCAGGCCCAGCAGGAGAAACAGGAGUUUGCCAACGCCAGUGGGCAUACACCCCUUACCACCACUGCCAAAGUCAGGCCAAAGAAGCUUGGUUUUACUCAUUUCCGACAACUAAGAAAGCUCAGGAUGGAUGAAUCAGCAGAUUAUAUCUGCCCCAUGGAUACAUGGAACCCACCAGCCAUGAGUGGGACACCAAAGCGGCGAUAUGGAAGCUUCAGGGGGAUCCUGGCCAGAGAUUCAGACAGACUGGAGCAAGUUGGGUCUAAGAACUGAUUCACUGCUUCUUCAAUUCAGCCAUUCUUAGCCAAACAAGGACGUACUGCCAGCACUACAGUAACUCCACCCUGCUGCUUGAAGUACUUCAGCAUUAACACCAUCAAUCAGGAGAAGCCCAGAACUGAUACUAAAGUGUAUCAUCUGUACAUGCUGGAAAUUAUUGACCAUGGGCUCUGAAAAACAUGGGGAUUUUAUUGUUAUUAUUAUUAUUAUUUUUUUUAUUAUUAUUAUUAUUGUCUGUCUUUAGGUAGUUCCAAUGCUGAAAUACCACCUUGACAACUUGAUAUGAGUUUCUAGAUUUUAUUACUUUUAAUAAAUAAUUUACAACUAUCCUUAAAAUGUAUAAAUUAUUUUAUUACCUUAAAAAAUGUUUUUAAAAUGACCAAUAAACUGUUUCUUUAUUUUUCUCUUGCUUUUAUGCUACGAAAAGGUAAUGUGUAGUAAAACAUGUAUUACAUUUUGAAAUU
Molecule: messenger RNA, 1075 nt
Organism: Cyprinus carpio (common carp)
Lineage: Eukaryota; Metazoa; Chordata; Actinopteri; Cypriniformes; Cyprinidae
Product: liprin-beta-2-like
Exons: 3
Coding region: 144-605 (153 amino acids)
Biological process (GO): neuromuscular junction development
Cellular component (GO): presynaptic active zone
Molecular function (GO): protein binding
Source: RefSeq, a predicted model, not a curated record